AUGCCACCAUCAACAAGAGCAGGGCAGACCAGAAGGGAUGAGAGAGAUGAUGAUCAAGCAGCCAUGGCUGCAGGCAAUGGGGAGGUGGAGAAGAUUCCCAAGGACAUCUCAAGUUCCAUUGCACAUAUCAAGAAACUUAGUGAUAGCAACUGGCACACCUGGGAGCCCACCUUCAUCAACUGCCUGCAACAAGUACACAAUGCAAAGGAGAUUCUGUAUGGUGACAUAGCACCUGGAAGUGAGGAAUAUGAUGAGGACUUGGACAAGGCCCUGGUAGGUCUCAUUCACACUUGCUGUGAUCACAGCCCAGAAAGCCACAUUGACGCAUACACUGUCAGGGGGGCGGAUGAGGAAAUCCAACUUGGUAGUAUGCUUUACACUAAGCUUAAGAAGGCACUAACAUUUAAUGACAUGGUAAAGCAAGCAGGCCUGCAGGACCACAUCCAUACCAUAUGUCUGUACAAUCAGGAUGUCAUCAAGCUGGGCAAGGAACUUGACUCCAUCUGGAACGAUGCAGCACAUCUUGGGAAGCAUUUUGAUGAGGAUCUAAAGAAAUCCAUGCUCUACUGCUGCACAGCUCAAGACUGGUUCUAUGCCAACUCAGUUGAUGCACUCAAGACAGCUAAACCAGAUUCAAAGAAACAGCAGGAUGGUGAGAUCUCUGGCCAUAUCAGAGGGGCAGCUAGGGUCACUGUGAGUGUGGAACAGGGGGACAACAACCAGGUGGAGCAGGGACCAAGAGGCAGGCACAAUCCCCACAACCCCUCAGCCCCUCUGAGAUGCUAUGUGUGUGGAGGACUGAACCAUAUUGCCUGCAAUUGCAUGAACAACAACAUGAACAACAAUAAUCCCACACCAAGCAUGGGCGAACCUGCUGCCCAUAUAGCACAAGAAGCGAGCUUGAUCGAGAACAGUGCAUGGAUAAUCUUUGAUGAGUUCAGGACCACCAUAAAGCAAAAUGAUGGUACCCAAGUACAUUACAGGAGGAACAGGAGAAAGGGCCAGUUCAAAGUACAAGGACAGGCACUGGCCCUAGAGCUGGAGGAGGCACUAAAUGAUGUCCCAGAGGAUGACCAGAACACAGGAAGACAAGACAAUGUCCCAGAGGACAAUAGGAACACAGGAGACUGGGACAGCUACCUCUGGCACAAGAGGUUUGGACACCUGGGACAAGAUAAGACAAGGCAGAUCUGGGUGCACUACCUCGGUACUGAUGAGAGGAUGAAGCACAAAUUGAAGCAUUGCAAUGCAUGCAGUCAAGGGAAACAGACCCAAGCACAGAUGAGCCAAUCAGAGUUGAAAAGAGUGGGGGCACCACUAGGGCUAGUACACAUAGAUUUGAUGACAGAUUUCAAGGGCCAUGCCAACUACCACUAUGCACUAGUUGCUGUGGAUGACUUCUCCUCCCUAAUCUACAUGGAACUGCUCUGCACUAAGGGUGCUGCACUCAUGGCGCUGAGAAGUGACAAUGGAGGAGAGUGGUGCAGCUUGGGAGCUGAAGACUGGCAAACUCAGGAGGGUUUCAAGUGGCAAAAGAGCAUCCUGGGGAUCAGUGUCCAAAAUGGACAGGCAGAGAGAGCAAUCAGAUUGGUCCAAGAAAAGAUGCACUCAAUGCUCAUUGGUCAAGCUUGCCCCAGAGAGUUAUGGCUGUAUGCAAUCACAGCAGCAGCACACAUGAUGAACCUCACCCUGUCAGCCACCAAGACCAUCCCUCACAAGGCCUUUUAUGGAACCACCACACACAAGCUGGCCCAACAGCUGCAAGUCUUUGGAUGCUUAGCAUGGGUCCAUGUUCAAUGGAAGGACCAGCAAAGCAAGUAUGGGGCUAGAGCAAAGCCAGCCAUCAUGAUUGGACCAGCCCACGUCAAUCCAAUGGAGCAACUUGUCAGGGGUCUCGCGCCAGAAACCCAGGUCGGUCUGUCGAGAUACUCAGUGACUAUCGAGUUGUGCAACAGCUAUUGUCUUGGUGUUGGUCUCGACAAGCUAGUCAUUUGGUGA
This is a messenger RNA of Ustilago hordei, 1998 nucleotides long. RefSeq lists its product as uncharacterized. Bases 1 to 1998 code for a protein of 665 amino acids. The record is from RefSeq and is a predicted model, not a curated record. The transcript is spliced from 6 exons. Gene Ontology annotation, molecular function: nucleic acid binding. NCBI's taxonomy places the organism in Eukaryota, Fungi, Basidiomycota, Ustilaginomycetes, Ustilaginales, Ustilaginaceae.